Messenger RNA from Danaus plexippus (monarch butterfly), 1375 nucleotides. RefSeq lists its product as uncharacterized. The coding region runs from base 138 to 692 and encodes 184 amino acids. NCBI's taxonomy places the organism in Eukaryota, Metazoa, Arthropoda, Insecta, Lepidoptera, Nymphalidae. The record is from RefSeq and is a predicted model, not a curated record. The transcript is spliced from 4 exons.
UUGUGCAUUAGCAACAUAUAACCACAGUUUAACCUCAAACAUUAGGCAUUUUUAUGCCAAAAAAUUAGGUAUUUUAACCAUAUACCUAUUCUGUUAUAGUUAAAGAAAACGUUGUUGGUCGUGUUCCGUUUAUAAGAAUGGCAUUUCCGCUGCCAAGAUUCGAAAAAUGUUGUUGUUGUUUACCUUUGAGGACUGGCUCUCUUCUUAUUGGAUACGUAUCUAUAGUAUUUUCUCUGUUAAGUAUAAGCGGGAUAUCAUAUUCAUUAUUUAGGGUUGUAACAUUCGUCCAGAAUAACGAGAACCCGCCCGACCAAGAACACAGCAAAGAAGAAUAUGACAGAAUUACGAUCAGCCUGUAUAUAUCUCACGGUUAUAUACUGUUUGUAUAUUUAUAUUAUGCAGUUAUGAAUCUAAUGCUUAUUAUAGGAGUACACUUGAACAAAACACACAUUUUGAAGUACUACGUGUACUGCGCCUGGUUAGUGCUAGUACUAGCGAGUGCAACAGUCGUUAUAUCAACAGUUCUCUUACAUUUUAUCGCCACAAUUGCAUUGUUGAAGUGGUGCUUAAUUAUUUUCUACUGCCUGCUAGUAGUACGAAGUACUUUUUUACAAAUGGAAGAACGGAAUAAACCCCGUGAAUUUGAGAUGCAGAACUUGUAUAUUCCACAACGAGCACCAUUAUUACUUUAGCAUUUAAAUAAUGCUUAUAAAAUAAAUAUUUAUGAUUUUUAAAUCAAUGAAUAAAAGAUUUUUUUUCUUUUAAAUAAGUAUUUUAUUAUGAUUGCAAUUUCAACUAAAUUGUAGGUGGAAAAAAUUAUUCCGUUUAUACUAUCCUUGAAUAAAUUCUUCAAUCUUAACAUUUAUUGUAUUUUAAACUUUGAAAGCCUACUUUUGUAUUAGAAAAACAUUGAAACUAAGUUUGUUGUAUCACAAAUCUGACUACUGCUAUAUUUAUUUUAGUUCAUUAUUUAUUUUUUCCAAUAUAAUACAUUGAACAAAUAUCAAAUGAUAUUUUUAUAAAAUAAUCGAUUUCUUAAUAUUAUUUAGUCUGUGGAAGUGGCAAACUAAAAUCGAUGUGAGCUGUGACGUUUAAUUUUAUUAUCUGUUUAAACUAAAAUUACAUUGAAGUUAGCUGUUUGAAGAUAUUUUGUAGAUUUAAAGUUAUAAUUUCUUGUAAUAUGAAAAUUACAAUAUAUCCUUCUUAACUGUUUCUUUAUAUGCAAUGUUUGUUUGAGAAUAUAUCCUACAAUAAUGUCGAGUAAAUAUCACCCAAGCAGUGGCGGUACCGCUCAAACACAGGUUGUAACCUAGAACGAAGCUUUUGUUUUGUAAUACUAUUAGAAAUUCAGAAAUAUACUAUUAUUUUUUCUAAA